Molecule: messenger RNA, 5954 nt
Organism: Linum trigynum
Lineage: Eukaryota; Viridiplantae; Streptophyta; Magnoliopsida; Malpighiales; Linaceae
Source: the annotation of a GenBank genome assembly
GAAUAUCAUAGUUGGUAAAUGAGCUUAAUUAGGAGUCUCUGUACAGUUUCCAUGAAUAGAGCGAACAAUUUGUAUGAGAUUGUAUAUUUUAUAGUGCUUAUCAAAAGGGCUUUGUUAUAUUUUCCAUUUGCACCAUUUAUUUAUUUGUUAAUACUUUAUCAACAAGGAGGACAAGAUUUAGAAGCAAAAGACAGUAAAAUCAACAGUUUUGGCGAUGACAUAUACUUUCGCCGCCAAAAGUAUCAGGGACGAAAUUUUAAGUGCUAAGGAUACAAUUUGCGAAGGACCAGUUCGUCGCUGAAGAAUGUUUUGCGACGGACUUUAACGUCGCGUAAGGAAGUGUUUUUGCGACGAUACUUCGUCGCGAAUGGUUUGUACCGCGACGACAUAUUUCGUCGCCAAAAUAUAGACUUUCCGCGACGAACAGCAUAUUCUGCGACGGAUGCAUAAAUUUUGUCGCAGAAAUCUUUGGCGACGCGGUAUAAGCGACGGUCAGAUAACUCCUUUCGCGACGCUAUAUUUCGUUGCAGAUAGAUACAGCGACGGAUUUCAAUACUUUUAGCGACAAAUUUUACCGUCGCUAAAAGGGGGAUUUCUUGUAGUGAAGCUAAUUAAUGCAUUAAGUAGGGACCAAAUCAAUUAAUGCUUUAGUUUGCGUUUAAGGUUUUGAGAAAAGAUUUAUAAUGCAAUUAAUGCAGGCAUGUGUUGGGAAGGCAAGCUGCAGCAUUCAUGGCGAUUAUAUCGUUUCAGAACUUAUUUCGUAGAAAAGAUAGUUAGAUUUCUGUGUGUUGAAAAACAUACCUUCGCUUACGAUAAAUUGAGAGAGAAUAUAGAGAGAGUGAAGGAUCAGUUGUAGUUUGUCUUGCAGGUACCUCAGGUACCCGACUUCAGGUCAAGAGAUCUCUGUCGCUGCGUGCUAUUGGGUUUUAGUGAAGAUUGAUUGCAUGGGUUGUUGGGUGUUAGGGAAAGUUAAUGAAAGUUAUGAUCAAUCACAAAGAAAAUGUUUGGCUAUCACUCAGUUUAUAAGAUACACUCAACCAAAUAAGGCCUUAACUUUAACACUUGUUAUUACAAAAAAGAACACAACACACUUUUUUUCUUUACUUUUUGUGCUCUCUCUACUCAUUCCGCAUUGAGUAAGCAUACACAUAAAUUCAUAUGAAGUGAUAAAAACAAAAAAUAAAUGACAACUCAAUAAUAAUACAAGUGAACCAUGUAUUAAUUUGGUUUUUAUCAUGUCUAGUAGUUGCAAAUAGGAGUUAAAGUUUCUUGUGAGAUUGUCUUUCCAUGUGAGGUUAUUCUUCUCCAAUUUAACUAACAUCAUUUGAUCAUGAAUGCACCAAUUUUGUUACAUCACUAAUUUCAAAUUACCUUUUAACACCCACCUCUUAAUUUGCAAUAUGGAGUACCUCUUUGAACUUCUCGAAUUUUUCACCGGUGGUCACCUUUAUCAUGAUAUCUGCUAACUUGCGUGAAACACUAAUUUUUUUCCAUCACUAUGGCUCACAUGUUGUCACACUGAAUAAUAAUUGGACCAAUUUCACUUCAAUGCAGAUCAGAAAUUAAUCUUUUUAGCCAUAUUGCUCAAUAUGAUGCAUCUGUAGCUGCGAUAUAUUCUGCUUCCGCUGAACAUAAAGACACAAUCUUCUAUUUCUUUGAACUCCAGAAAAUGGGGUUUGAACCCAAAUAUGUACCCCCAAUGUGAUUUUUUUAUCAUCCAGCGAUCCUACCCAUUCACUAUCGGUAAGUCUAGUCGGCUUGCUUUCUGUUUCUUUCUUGAACGUCAGACCCAAGUUCUUCGUUACAUGAAGCUACCACAAAUUCUUUUGGCUGCUGCAAAAUGAAGUUUACUAGGUUUAUUCAUAAAUCUUGUAUGUGUCCGGUAAAUAAUAAUUCGAGAAGACUUUUGUACAACUUUCCAUAGAAGUUUUUAGAUCAAUCAUUGUUUUGCCACUUCUCAUUCAAUGCCAAUGGUGUUGCGACAGACUUGUUGUUGCCAUGCGAAAUAUUUUGAGCAUAUCUUUUGUGUACUUCUCUUGAGAAAUAAAAUUUGAUGUAGGUGCCUACUUCACCUUGAAUGCUAAGAAAAUACUUCAUGAGUCCGAAGUCCGUCAUCUCGAAUUCUUUCAUCAUGAUACUUUUGAAAUCGUCAAUCAUCUGCUGACUUGUGCAUGUGUAAAUCAAGUCAUCCACAUUAACACAAUGAGAAAACCUUUUCCUUCUCCCUUUUUUAUAUCAAGACAAGCUUCACUCGGACUUCUUUGAAAUCCGUUAUGCAGAAAAUAUCGAUCAAUUAUGAUGUUCCAUGCUUUUGGUAUUUGCUUCAGCUCGUAUAAAGCUUUUCGGAGAUGAUAAACUUCAUCUUCUUAUCCUUUCUUUUCACAACCCCAUGGUUGUUUCACACAGACUUCUUCUUCUAGUUCUUCAUUAAAAAAUCAUUAUUUGCAUCCAGCUAGUAUACUAGUAACUCCAUGUUAGCAGCUAGAGUGAGAACUAUUAUGAUUAGGGGUGGCUAUACGGUCCGGUCCGGUUAAAUUGGCCCAAAUUGACCCGGUCCAGUCCGGUCUUUUUGAAAAUAUAAGGACCGAAGAUUGGAUUGGAUACAGUCUGGUCUUGAUCCGGUCCGGUUUUGAUCCGGUCUGGUCCCAAUUCGGUCUUGAUUUUACAUUGAGAUUGUGGGAUUUGAGUGGCCUAAGGCCUUAAAGGGUGAGGAGUUGGUUAAGUUUUGUACUAAGUGCAAAGGUUUGUGACCGUUUAUGCAAAUUACCCUUAAGUUUUGGGUGUUGAGCUCUCUUAUCCGGUUUUUUACCUCAAAUCUAAGCCCAAAGAUUGGAUUGGAUUGUUUACUAUUCGGUCCCGGUCCGGUCUUGGUCCGGGUUAUACGGUCCGGUUUCCGGUUUUUAAUCCGGUCCCGGUCAAAAUAGCCACCCCUAAUUAUGAUGGUCUCCCUCCUUGCUAUUGGUUCAUAUGUCUGUGAAAAUCAAUACUAGGCUGUUGUGCAUAGCCUUUUGCCACCAUUUGUGCUAUGUGCUUCUAGAUAGAAUCAUAUUCAUUGAAUUUGGCUUAGAUAUAUAUUUGACACCUGCGAUCAGCUUGUCCGAUGGUUAAUCAAUAAACCCAUGUCUUGCUUUUCUCGAUCGACUACAAGAAAAACAUGGUUUAAAGUCGGUUCCUUUGUGUCUGUUCAUUUAACUUAUGCAAAACUGUUCAUUUUGAAUCCCUAUUUUGUGUUCGUUAAGUAAUCGACGCAAAUUCUAUGGAUUUGUGAAAAUUAUGUAAGAAUCGACACAAAUUUUCCUUGUUCUGUGUUGGUUAUCAAAUAAACUAACACAAUUUUUUGUGAAUUUGUAUCGGUUGUAUUGGUAACCGACCAAAAUUUCACUCGAUUUUUUACUCUAACUUGAAAAAAUCUAAUUUUUUAGUAGGCGCCAAUUUUCCCUCUCAACCUCUCCAAUCUCCCUCAUGAUUUUGCCCAAAAAAUUGAAACAUUCCUGCCUCAAAAGUUAAUUUUCUCCCCAAGUUUUGUGAGCCAACACCCUUUCUUCACUCCUUCUAUCCAUUUUUUGUUCUUCUCAUUCUAACAUUUCACAGAUCUUCCCCUUUUCUUAUUCUUCCUCUUUGCCCAAAAUCCAAUCCUCAACGAUGACAAAAAUCCAUUACUCCUCACAUUCGAUCCACUCUGAAAUACGCCCCUCAGUCUUAUCACUCCUUAUCACAACUUUACUCCAUCCAUGGCGAUGGACUCCUCCUCCAUUGGCCAGGACAGAUCAGACAUUUUCCUUCCAGCGACAAGCAUCGCAGCUUUAGACCAUGAUGGCGACAAAAGAGGGAGAGCAUUUAGACAUGCAUUCAUCGUAGGCCCUCUCUCACCGACCUUGAUUGAUUUCCGUCGUACUCCCCUAUUCCUUAGCGAGACCUGGCGACGAAUUGGCGAUCAUGGCGGAGAGAUGGAGAGCUUUUGAGCAUGAUGGCGGUGACAAUUUGGGUGCUGGAGCUAUGGACCAUGUCAGCAUGGACGAUUAGUCAGCUAGAGCUUUGGACCACGACACGAGCGAAGAUUCGGGUGCUGGAGCUUCCAUCUAAUUUUCAAAAAAAUUUCCUAUGUUUGCAUAUUCGGCCCUUGUUGUGAAAUCUGAUUUUUAUUUUUAUUUUCUUGUUUCAAAACUUGUUCUUGUUUUUGUUGAUUUUUAUGCUUGUGGAUGGUUGUUGAAACUAAUUCUGGGAUUUAUGGAGGGGUCUCUGAUUCAUAUCAAUUCUAGAGAAUGAGAGAAGGACAGAAGGGAGAUCGAUAGAUCUCAAGUGAUGAGCAAUCUAGAAUUUGGAAUCGAGAAGCUACAUCGACGAGGAUAUGGUAAAAAGGACCUGGUGACGGAUCUAGUUUGGUGGUGAAUCAGUACUGGGUGGGGGCAAAUCUGUAAUGGUGGGGCAAGCAAGAAAAGUUCGCGGUGCUAAUUUUGUUUUAAAUAAAGAAAUAAAUUCUGUUAAUUGGAGUCAAUUCAACUGAUACAAAUGGUCAAUUAAUUCAAAAAAUGAAAUUUCCUAAUAAAUAAGUAGAGCCGGUUCAAAAUGACGCAAAAAUUAUUUGUGUCGGUUAUUCCAGUGGUUGUCCAAACCCGACACAGACCCAAUUAGUGUCGGCAGGUUUAGAGUCAGUUCAAUGAACCAGCGUAAGCACCUAAAAUAACCGGCAGUAAGCCAUGUUUUCCUUGUAGUGAUCAUGGGAAUUUAUGCAUCCAUUGAAUUGGUCCAGACUUCUUCUUUUGCUACUUCUUCAUAGACUUGAGAUUCAUAAGAAAAAUAUGCAACCUGACUCGUUUCAUAAAUUCUCUUAAAGUUCUUGUGCUUAACGAUGGUGAAAUUGAGUCUAUUAAGUCAUGUCUUAAGUCCUCUCCCCCUAUGCAGCUUGUUGAGUUGCUUUCUAGACUUGCAAUUGGAUCUGGUUGGUUUCUGGUGUGUGGUUUAGUUGCCGAGUCUUGCAAAAUUUUAUAACUUGGUGGAGAUUGAGAAAUUGGAUGUUCAGAAUUUCACUGUGCCAUCUCCAGAAUCACCAUUUCGCUUACUGGAUUGUAAAGAGUAAAGAAGAUAAACUUUGGUUUCAUCACUGUAGCCGGUGAAGAUCUUCUCUCCCUUCUUGUCAAACUUGUCUCUUUUGGGUUAGAGAUAUGUGCAUAAGCUAUGCACCAAACACUUUGAGUUGAUCUACAUGUGGCCUCCUGUGGUGCCAAACAUGUAUCGGUGUCUUGUUUUGAACUGCUCUACUUGGUGAUCGAUUGAGGAUGUAAAUUAUUGUAUUGACUGCUUUGGCCCACAAGUUGUUGGCUAGCUUUUUGGCUCGGAGCAUACUUUUUGCCUUCUCCACAAUUGUAUGGUUUUCCGUUCUGCCACACCAAUUUGUUGUUGUGUGUAAUGGACUGUCAACUACGUCUUGAUUUUAUUGUUGCGGCAAUACUCCAUGAACGGAUUAUAAAUAAAAUUUUCAUCCACGAUAUGUUCAUAGGUUUUUAGUCUGAUGGUCGGUUUUCCUUCUCCGUUGGUACUUGAAAUUGAAGGAAUUUGGAAAAGGCUUCUGACUUUUUCUCCAUAAAGAAUACCCACAUCAUUCUUGUGGAGUCAUCAUUUAUGCUGAGUGACUGUGUUCUGGUUUGACCGUAUAUGUUUGCAUGUACCAACUCCAUUUGCGCUUUUGCUCUAUAAGAUGUUUUUGGAAACGGUAACUGAUGCAUUUUGCCAUACAUGCAUCUUUCAGAGAUCUUAUCUUCUCUGUUGAUCUGAGGAACUUCCACCGCCAUAGUUUUCUGCUUUAGCAAUUUGAGGCAUUUGAAGUUGAGAUGACCGUAUCUGAGAUGCCAUAGGAAUUGUUUUUUUAUAAUCACCGAGACUUCGGCCACCUUGGAAUUUUUAGUGUUUUUUAUAAUUUCAAACAUGUCAUUAUCAAAUAAUAGCUUCUAAUUCUU